Spinacia oleracea (spinach) is the source of this 1513-nucleotide messenger RNA. Its product is annotated as 36.4 kDa proline-rich protein-like. The coding region runs from base 52 to 1407 and encodes 451 amino acids. Lineage: Eukaryota; Viridiplantae; Streptophyta; Magnoliopsida; Caryophyllales; Amaranthaceae. The record is from RefSeq and is a predicted model, not a curated record. The transcript has a single exon.
AAACUCAUUGGUCAUUUCUACUCUCUAGUCUUACUCUCCACACUCCCCAAUAUGGGGGCUUAUUAUUUGGCUACUCUUUUCUUACUUCUUCUUAACUUUUCUACUACUUUUUUCACUUCCUUAGCAUGCCCUACUUGCCCUUACCUUCCACCCCCUAAACCACCCAAAUCCGAUUGUCCACCACCGUCACACACCAAGCCCCCCCACCAUACUCCCACCGGAAAACCACCGUCCCAUCCCCACAAACCACCACUAGUAAACCCACCACCUCAUCAUCAUCAUCCUUACAAGCCACCUCAACAACCACCAACCACAACCCCACCUCAUCAUCAUCCCUACAAACCACCUCAACAACCACCUACAAAACCACCUCAUCAUCCUUACAAACCACCUUACACACCAAAACCUCCGGCCACAAAACCACCUCACCAUCCUUACAAACCACCUUACACACCUAAACCUCCUACACAUGCACCACCAAAGUCUCCACCGUACACACCUAAACCUCCUACACAUACACCACCAAAAUCUCCACCACACACACCUAAACCUCCUACACAUACACCACCAAAGUCUCCUCCACAUACUCCUAAACCGCCCGUUAUUGUAAAACCUCCUAUUGUAAGCCCACCAUACACUCCACCCUACACUCCCAAACCACCACAUGUGAGUCCACCUCACACACCAAAACCCCCGGUUGUAAGCCCACCAUACAGCCCACCAGUUAUCGUAAAACCUCCUAUUGUUAGCCCACCAUACACUCCACCCUACACCCCUAAACCCCCGGUUGUAAGCCCACCUUACAGCCCACCAUCAACACCUCCGAUUGUGACCCCACCUUCAACACCUCCGGUUGUGACACCACCCUAUACUCCUCCAGUUGUAACUCCACCAUCAACACCUCCAGUUGUGACACCACCAGUUGUGACCCCACCAUCAACACCUCCAGUUGUAACCCCACCAUCAACUCCUCCAGUUGUUACCCCACCCUAUACACCUCCAGUUGUGACCCCACCAUCAACACCCCCUGUUGUGACCCCACCCUCAACACCUCCAGUUGUGACUCCACCUGAAACACCUUGUCCUCCACCACCACCAACACCAGUGGUGCCAAUAUCACCGCCUUCGCCGCCAAAACAACCAACAUGCCCUAUCGACGCGUUGAAGUUGGGUGGUUGUGUUGAUGUUCUAGGAGGACUCAUACACAUUGGUCUAGGAGGAGGUGCUAAGAAAACUUGUUGUCCAUUGUUAGGCAAUCUUGUUGGUUUGGAUGCAGCAAUAUGUCUUUGCACCACAAUUAGGCUCAAGCUUUUGAACAUUAACAUAAUUCUUCCAAUUGCUCUUCAAGUUUUGCUUGAUUGUGGAAAGUCUCCACCUCCUGGAUUCCAAUGCCCUACUAAUUAUUAGUUUUUAUUUUUUUUUAUUUGUCAACUACGUUAUUUACUUAUUUUGGCUAUGUAUUUUAAGUGUACGUUAAAAGUUUAAGUGAAUAAAGUCUAUUUUUUGUGUGCAA